CUUUCACGACUAAAAAGAAUCCUAAACUCUAUUUAAAAAUGAACCCGAUUGAGAAAAUUUCACAUAUGCUAUCACUGACAUAAAAAAAGAAUUAAAAAAAAAAAAAAAAAAACACUUUCAGUUUCUUUCCCUUCACAAUUGUUCAAAAAAACAGCUAUGGUUGCAGGUGGGAACUCAAAUUCCGAUAUCUCUUUUGCUGGCACUUUCGCCAGUAGUGCUUUCUCUGCAUGUUUCGCUGAGAUAUGCACUAUUCCCCUGGACACUGCCAAAGUUAGGCUUCAGCUUCAAAAGCAAGCUGUAGCCGGUGAUGUGAGCUUACCUAAAUACAAGGGUAUGCUCGGAACGGUUGGAACCAUUGCCAGGGAAGAAGGUCUUUCAUCACUCUGGAAGGGAAUUGUGCCAGGGUUACACCGUCAAUGUUUGUAUGGUGGUUUAAGAAUCGGGUUAUACGAGCCUGUUAAGAAUUUAUAUGUUGGGAGUGACCAUGUUGGAGAUGCUCCAUUGUCGAAAAAAAUUCUUGCAGCAUUAACAACUGGUGCUGUGGCAAUUGCAGUGGCGAAUCCUACUGAUCUUGUCAAAGUUAGACUUCAAGCUGAAGGUAAAUUGCCCGCUGGCGUGCCCAGGCGUUACACUGGAUCAUUGAAUGCUUAUUCAACAAUUGUGAAACAGGAAGGAAUUGGAGCUCUUUGGACCGGCAUUGGCCCCAAUGUUGCAAGAAAUGCUAUCAUUAACGCUGCUGAACUAGCCAGCUAUGAUCAAGUGAAACAGACCAUUUUGAAAAUUCCAGGAUUCACUGAUAACGUUGUCACGCAUCUUCUUUCUGGUCUUGGGGCAGGAUUUUUUGCAGUCUGUAUUGGCUCCCCGGUUGACGUGGUUAAAUCGAGAAUGAUGGGAGACCCUAGUUACAAAAACACACUUGAUUGUUUCGUCAAAACAUUAAAAAAUGAUGGACCUUUAGCCUUUUAUAAGGGUUUCAUACCAAAUUUUGGACGGCUAGGAUCUUGGAAUGUGAUCAUGUUUUUAACUCUAGAACAGACUAAAAAGUUCGUCAAAAGUUUGGAAUCAGCAUAAUCUUAAGCAAGUACCAAUAAAAUUUUAUGAGCACGGUGACAACUGGUGGGUCAACAGAAAUCAUCAAGAAAAUUUAACUUCUAUUUGUUUUCUCUAUUGGAAUGUGUGAACAAUUUUUUGGCGUAGAAAAAAUAAGUAUUAAUGAAUAAAAUAAACUUAUUGAUAGAUGCUAGAUUUAAAGCUUCAAAUCACUGUUUUAUUUUUUGUAUUAAUUAUCUUACAAGUUUAUCAAGAGCUGGGCUUUGACAGAUGGGAAUAGGAGGAAUUUGAAAUUGUAGAUUGCUUUU
Molecule: messenger RNA, 1358 nt
Organism: Cicer arietinum (chickpea)
Lineage: Eukaryota; Viridiplantae; Streptophyta; Magnoliopsida; Fabales; Fabaceae
Product: mitochondrial uncoupling protein 1-like
Biological process (GO): transmembrane transport
Source: RefSeq, a predicted model, not a curated record